CCUUAUUGACUAAUAGAAACAUGUCAUAUGUGUAGGCGUAAUUUUGACUUUCAAUAAAUUCAAACACAAAGUGCACAUCAUAAUAUUCAGCAGUAUUAUGGAAUAUUUAACAAUUGUAUCACUUCAUUAUUAAUUGUUUGUUUUGUGAAAUAAGUAUUGACCAUUGAAUUUAAUUAAACAGUGUUUAAAUUAUUCUACUUUCAUCAAUUAAAUAAUUAUAAUAUUAUUUCACUUGAUUCAAAAAAAAUAUUUACAUGUUUCUGGAAAAAAGAAUUAUUUUUUUCAAACAAUAUUGUUGAUUAGUGGUUGUUUUUCGAACAAAAAUGAGUUGAUCACUGAAAAAAUUCAUGCAGAAUGUCAGGCAUUAUAAUUACAUCUACACUACCUGCAGUCAAAGUUCAUAGAAAGUAUCAACAAUAUCAAAGAAAACAAUAUUCUUUGAAUGGAAUAAUUAUUUUAAUUUUAUUUAUCAAUACAUUAAAUUUUAAUUAUACAAAUGCAUUUGGAACUAUGGGUUAUUGGUGGAAUUUAGGUCUACUGUCAUGGAGAACAAUUCAUCAAAGUCCUGCAUUUCUUCUAGCACCAAAACCACUUUGUUUACGUGUUCAAGGUUUGACACAUUCACAAACUCAAUUAUGUCAACGUUAUUUUGAUCAUAUGCCUGUGAUAAGUAUUGGUGCAAAAUUAGGCAUUUAUGAAUGUCAACGACAAUUUCGAUUUCGACAUUGGAAUUGCAGUUCUGACAACGAAGCUUCCGCAUUUGGUCCGGUCACUUUAACAGGUAGUCGUGAAGCUGCUUUUGCUCAUGCAAUAUCUGCUGCUGGUGUUGUACAUGCAUUGGCAAGAAGUUGUAAAGAAGCUCGAUUAUAUUCAUGUGGUUGUAGUAAAGCUGAUCGACCAGAUCAACUUCAUCGAGAUUGGAUAUGGGGUGGUUGUGGUGAUAAUAUUGCUUAUGCUUAUAGAUUUGCUAAAGCAUUUAUUGAUGUAAGAGAAAAAGAGAAAAGUUAUCCGAGACAUUCAAAUGAAUUAGCACGUAUGUUAAUGAAUUUACAUAACAACAGAGCAGGUCGUUUGGCUGUUUAUAAAUUAGCUUCUGUAGCAUGUAAAUGUCAUGGUGUUUCUGGAUCAUGCAGUUUGAGAACAUGUUGGACACAAUUGUCUCCAUUCAAUCGUAUUGGUCGAUAUCUUCGUCAAGGCUAUGACGAAGCAGUUAAAGUUAAAUUCAACAGACGUGGAACAAGACUACGCCGAGCUAGCAGACAAUUACAUCGUGUCACACCAGAUCAUAUUACAUAUCUAGACGAAUCAUCAAACUAUUGUGAAUAUGAUCCAAUUACUCAAACUUCAGGUACAAGAGGUCGUGAAUGUUUGCCUAAUAGUACAGAUCAAGCAAGUUGUACUACACUGUGUUGUAAUCGUGGUUCACAACCACAAUUACGUGAAGUUCGUGAAAAAUGCCAUUGUCAAUUCAACUGGUGUUGUCGUGUUGAAUGUCAAACAUGUGUGAAAACUGAAGAAUAUCAUGUGUGUAACUGAAUUCAAUACACAAAUUGAUUACGGUUUGUUUUUAUUCGAAGAAUAUCUAGUAAACAAUAUUCUUAUUUUUAAUUUAUCUGUUGUUUUCUUACGAAUUUCUACCUCAUCAUCUAUACUAUUCUUGUUAAAAUAAUAAUAUGGUGUUAUCAGUUCAAUAGUGCUUCAAAAGAAAUCAAUUUUAGUGAAAAAAGAAAUACUUUAAUUGACAGCAAAAUACAUUUUAUAUAUAAACACUUAAUAUACUAUGACCAUUCAGUUAUAUUUUUUAAUGAUGCCAGCUUGUUUUUGAAAUUCAUUAAAGUUUAUUAUAUUUUGAUGUGUCAAUGAAUGAAAUCAAAUCAAGCAUGAAAUUCAUUGUGGCACUGAUUUACUACUUAUAUCAUCAGAGUAAUAACACAUAUACAUCUAUAUGUUCACUGUUAUAACAAUCUACUCAUUUUCUCAAUAAUCAUUAAUCACUUUGUUUUUUUUUUAUCAUAAAAUUCAACACAACUACACAUCAUUUGUAGAUACAUAAUGACUUAUGAUGUAUGAUUUGAUAUUUUUUAAAUAAAAAUUGUCAUUUGCAUUUCUUCUCCUUGGUUUUUUUCUCUUUUUUUUCUCUCUCUCUCUCGAUGGAUCAUUCUCAUUCAUUUUUAUUUUUAUUUAUACACUUUUAUCGCAUGUGCAAUAACUUUUACACGUGAUUGAACAACAAAACGAAACACAAUUGAUGUUUGAAACAUUGAACAAAGUUUAAGUUUAUUCUCAUUUUCCAGUAUCAUUGGUUCUCAUUUAAAUAUUGUAACCAUUCACAUUGACCAAUAUGAGUGGAGUUUUUUUUCUAAAAAAAAAUACUGUUUUUAAAUUUUGUUAUAAAUAUUAACCUAAACAAAAUUUUUUCAUAAUCUGUUAUAAAUAAAAUAAAUAUUUUAAG
Messenger RNA from Schistosoma turkestanicum, 2452 nucleotides. NCBI's taxonomy places the organism in Eukaryota, Metazoa, Platyhelminthes, Trematoda, Strigeidida, Schistosomatidae. The record is from the annotation of a GenBank genome assembly.